AUGCCUAGCAAUCUUUGCGAGAAAUGCAAGUUUCUAUAUCUCAGUGCAGAGUCUCUGGGUCGAUACGGGUUCACGGAAAAGGAAGAGAAUGGUAAACUUCAUUUGCAAUUUCCGGCCGGGCAGCAAUGUAUCACUAUUCCAUAUGACUGUCGCGAUAACCUUCCUGAUUUGCCGCUGCUUAGAGAGUCGGCAAAGGCAGGAUGUGGCUUUUGUGGACUGCUCCGGGACUCGUUGCUGAAGGGCAUCGGUGAAAGUCAUUAUAAAAAGCUCCUGGAGGUCCCCCGUGAGAGAAAUUUGACAGUCAAGGUGACGAAGCUUUCUCUACUGGCAGCAUACAGAGCCUCAGAGAACGAAGGCAGUAAAUUCGCCGCCAUCUGUGUGGGAUGGGAUAUCCUUGAACCGGGAAGUGAUCGACCUGCUAAUGGCAUGAUUGGACCUCAUGGUCUAGUCUAUUUCAAACUCUGUGCACGCUUUGAUGACCUUCUUGCACGCUAUUUGGGCAUCGCAUACCCUUAUCCUGGACAAGAUAUUCUCUCCGCUGAAAAUGUCGAGGCUGUUCGAGAUCAGUUAAAGGAUUGCGAUGGAAAGCAUAAUCACGUCUUGAGACCUAUUCGCCCUGGGGAGUCCACAUCCGACAGGUUGCCUUCAAGACUUAUUGAGAUUACUAGAGAUGAGAGCGGCAAAAAACUGCGUCUGGUAGAAACCAAAAAUCUAAAGACCACGUAUGGGCCGAACUCUCCAGUGAGCACCCAAAGUAUCAAAUACGUCGCGCUCAGUUACCGCUGGGGCGUCAAAGAGUUCCUCACUACUAUGCCUAGCAACCUGGAGAAGCAUUGCCAGGAGAUCCCACUACCGCCGUCCCAGCUAGAUGCUAUGCCAGACGCUACGGAAACUUUACCGCAGGGGUUCAGUGAUGUCGUCGACAUUUGCUGCGAGUUGGACAUUUUCUAUUUGUGGAUUGACAGUCUCUGUAUCAUCCAAAAAGAAAAUAAGACCGUCGAUGAGGAUCUGCUCAAGAUCCAACAGGAACAAUCUCGGCAAGACUGGGCCAAAGAGUCGGCCAAGAUGCACAGCAUCUACAUGUCAGCGUACCUGACAGUUGUCUUGGUUGCCACAGACACACCCCUUAACAGCGUCCUGGAGCGGCCUGUGCCCAACCUUGAUCCCAUGGUCGCCAUUGCAUAUUCGGUCGAAAAUCACCCUGAGAUCCACGGCACAUUCUUCGUCCAGCCUUUAUCAUACACAGGUGAAUUGGACCACCUCGUCUGGAAUCAAUUCCUAGCUGCGGAGGACGAGCUAGACUCGUCAGCAUGGAACACUCGAGGAUGGACGUUACAGGAACGACUACUAUCGCCACGAAAACUCUACAUCGGCGUGACGGAUAUGCUUGGACUGGGCUUGUUGACCUGCCCUACGCAAAUCGAUUAUGGGCGCGACAUCGAGGAUAUCAAACGGCCCCGACGUCACAAGUCGCUGGAUAAGCUGGAGAUCGGAACUUUAGCAGCGACAGGUACCGAGGUCUCUGGACAGACAUCCGACAAAGCAAAAUUCUAUCAGGCCUGGUAUAAAAUCGUAGAGGACUACACCUGUCGCGAUCUAUCCGUGUCAAGCGAUAAACUGCCCGCUCUUUCUGGUAUCGCACAGACGCAUUCCUUGGCCCUGGACGACCAGUACAUCGCUGGACUAUGGGUGCAGGAUCUGGCCUAUGGUCUUCUUUGGGCGCCCCGCUACGCGAUGAACCCUGGCGCCGACCGAUAUUUUGGGGAAAGAGAACGGAAGCCAUUGACCCGUGCUGGGCAAUAUCGGGCGCCAUCUUGGUCAUGGUGUGCCAAUGAUGGGCAAGUUGAAUUUAUUGGACAUUAUCUUCAUCGUCCAAAGUCGGAGAUUCAGGUGCUCGAGCAUAAAUUGAUCCCCAAGUACAAAGACAGCUACGGGCAAUUGGCAGUCGAUCAAGUGAAUGGUGGCUAUGUGAAACUUGUGGCGAAGAUCAAAGAGGCCCAGAUGCAGGCAGCUACUGUGCCACGGCCGAAUCCUUUCCAUCAGAAUUUUCCCGAAAGCAAACCGGCCAAAUCCCAGGCGACAUUCGAACUGAGGGGUGUCCACGUUCCCAACAGUACGGAUGGAUACCAGAGGCACACGAUCUUCUUAGAUCAGUCGGGGAAGCAUCCCGAAGAGCAAAAAGUGUUUUUGAUGCUGUUGUUGAGGGGCGACCAGCCAUUGUAUUCCCCUCCGGAUCAGUACGAAUUGGGAGUCCGGUCUGCCGGGCUGGUGUUGCGAAUGAGCACAACGGGCCCGGGGCAGGCAACACCGCGGUUUGAGCGGAUUGGCUUUUACCAGCAUUUCUGGGAUAUGGGCAUGACCUCUAUCUUUGAUGGUUGUGAGCCACAGACUAUUUAUCUAGUGUGA
Messenger RNA from Aspergillus ibericus CBS 121593, 2406 nucleotides. Its product is annotated as HET-domain-containing protein. Lineage: Eukaryota; Fungi; Ascomycota; Eurotiomycetes; Eurotiales; Aspergillaceae. The record is from RefSeq and is a predicted model, not a curated record. The transcript has 2 exons. Bases 1 to 2406 code for a protein of 801 amino acids.